Molecule: messenger RNA, 942 nt
Organism: Strongylocentrotus purpuratus (purple sea urchin)
Lineage: Eukaryota; Metazoa; Echinodermata; Echinoidea; Camarodonta; Strongylocentrotidae
Exons: 3
Coding region: 5-772 (255 amino acids)
Biological process (GO): protein ubiquitination
Cellular component (GO): BRCA1-BARD1 complex
Source: RefSeq, a predicted model, not a curated record
UCGUAUGGAGCAACUUGAGCGUGAGAACGGGAAACUGAGAACCACAAUUCAACUAGAAAGUGAGAUACGAUCAGCAGAGCAGAAGAGGAAAGCAGAAACACCUCGAUGGAUGCAAAGUUUGAUUACCUGGACGAAUUCUGGAAAGCUUGAACAGAGUGUAUAUUCCAACGUGAAACUACCCAAUGAUGAGUUUGCAGACAUCUUGAAGCAGAUAGCUGACGAUCUUUCCGAUGAGGCCAAAAUCGAUAGCUUGGGUAGUCAGCUUGGAAUCCUACAGGGUGAUAUAGCAAGAGCUCUCAAAACCAACAUGAGAUACGAACAGGUCACUAGUAGAGGAACCCAUCUCAUGCUGAAACAAUGGAGAAGAGGUGUGUCCAGGGAAGAUGAACGGAUGGAACUGAGGAGGGCGCUUGUGGCUGCCAAAUUGCUAGACCUUGCUGACCGUUAUAUUCCACAAGGAACAGGAACAGGAUCAGGACCAGGACCAGGACCAGGACACUCUCAGAAAAUGGAAGAUUCUCACCAGCUAUCCAGGAUAGAUAGCACAUCUGCAGCUCAAUGUUCCUCAGGAGGACAAACCAACGUGUCUUCUAACGAGCCGUUUGAAGAGGGAACUAACACAUCUGAUGAAGAGGGUGUAGAAGAUAACGGCAUCAACUAUAGCGACUGGCUCUCUAACAUCGCCUUGACCGAGACAUCUUCGGAGAAUCUAGUGAUGCUUUUAUUCAUAAAAGUAAUCAUUGAUGUUCGUCAAAAAGCCUUUGGUGGAUAAACCCUUUCGGACAACCUUUAUUGUGACUGUAUAUAUAUUUUCUACACAUUUAUAUGUGAAUUUAACUUGCUUAAAGAUUAACCAUAGUGACAAUUACAAAACUUUACAUUGGCAGGUGAACAACUAUGACUAUACCGAGAUAUGAUUCUCCUGGAUCUUGUAUACUCAUG